GCUGCAGACACGUCGACCAACUCACGGACUCCUUUCCUUACUCUUCGCUUCGGAGCUGAGCUCUCUCGUACCGUUUAAUUGCUUCUAGUUCAAUGAAUCCGACCGUAAGGUCGAGGAGGCCGGCUUCACCCCCUCUUGGUCAUGCACCGAGAUAUCCUCACGUUCGGGACGGUCAUCUAGACGCAGAUGCGCGAAGGGAGGCGGCGUCAAAAGGGUUCACCAGGAGAGAUAUUGGACGGAAGAGCUUCCCCCCAGGCGGACUGAAUAUUGCGCCAGCAGAAUGGAAGGUGUUGUUCAUCAUAGUGGUCGUAGCGGUCUUGGUUCGGUUAUUCCGCCUGCCGCAACCAAAUAGCGUUGUCUUUGACGAAGUCCAUUUUGGCAAGUUCGCCUCAAAGUACAUCAAAUCCCAGUACUUUGUGGACGUACACCCACCCUUGGCCAAACUAUUAAUCACUCUGGCUGGUUUCGUUUUUGGAUAUGAUGGAAACUUUGACUUCAAGGACAUUGGAAAAACGUAUGAGCGCGUUCCCUACGUCGCUAUGCGGCUUGUUCCCGCGAUUAUGGGCGUCGCAACUAUCCCCCUCUCCUACCUCACCAUCCGUGCCCUUGAUUGCCGCGCAACAACUGCCAUCCUCGCAUCCCUCUUCCUCACCUUCGAAAACGGGCUGAUAACCCAGUCCCGGCAUAUCCUCCUCGACUCUCCCUUAGUCUUCUUCACGGCUCUCACCGUAUUCGUCUGGGUCGGGUUCUGCAACGAAGAUAAGCAUCAGCCGUUCACGGAGUCGUGGUGGACAUGGUUGAUCUUGUCUGGUCUUUCUCUCGGUGCCGUGGUCAGCUGCAAGUGGGUCGGUCUCUUCACUAUCGCGACCGUGGGUGUGAGUACUCUCAAGCAGCUGUGGCUUCUUCUCGGCGACCUGCGUGUGUCACCGCGGCUCUGGAUGAAGCAUUUCUUGGCAAGGGCGCUGUGCCUGAUCGCCAUACCUAUUGUGUUCUACAUGUCCAUGUUUGCGAUCCACUUCUUGAUUUUGUCGAAUUCUGGAGACGGCGACGGCUUCAUGAGCUCUGAGUUCCAGCACACGUUGAAUGGGAGAGGUAUGGCGGAUACGUAUGCGGAUGUCGCGAUUGGCUCCACGGUCACCAUCCGUCACGUCAACACACAAGGGGGCUAUCUACACUCUCACCCUCACAACUAUCCCGGCGGGAGCAACCAGCAACAGGUCACCCUCUACCCACACCGCGACGCGAACAACGACUGGCGGAUCUUCAACGCCAGCUCCGAAGCCGACCCGGACUCGGACCUGCCCUUCGGCGAGCCGCUGACGUAUAUCACGCCGGGCAUGCGCCUCAAGUUCCGGCAUAUCUCGACGCAGAAGUACCUGCACUCGCACGAGAUCCGGCCGCCGGUGUCGGACGUGGACUUCCAGAACGAGGUGUCGGGCUACGGGAUGCCGCACUUUGUCGGCGACGCGAACGACGACUGGAUCGUCGAGAUCGAGAAGGGUGACAAGCGCGACAGGGAGAGCGGGAAGCGCCUGCGGACGCUCCGCACGCAGUUUAGGCUGCGUCAUGCGCUGACGGGGUGUUAUCUGUUCUCGCACAAGGUCAAGUUGCCCGAGUGGGGGUACGAGCAGCAAGAGGUGACGUGUAAUAAGAACGCUGUGAGGGACAAUUCGUUGUGGUUUAUUGAAACGAACUGGCAUCCGGAUCUUCCGGCUGAUGCUGAGAAGGUCAACUACCGACUUCCUGGUUUCUUCGGCAAGUUCCUUGAAUUGCAGCAAGUAAUGUGGACGACGAACGCUGGCUUGACGGAUCGGCAUACGUAUGACUCGAGGCCCGACGCAUGGCCGCGGCUGAGACGUGGUAUCAACUUCUGGGUAAAGGACCACCGCCAGAUUUAUCUGCUGGGGAAUCCCACUGUAUGGUGGCUGAGUACACUCGCAGUCCUAGCCUAUGCAUCCGUCCGAGGCUUCCUCAUCCUGCGUGCGAAACGUGGAUACAGAGAUUUCGAGAACACCAAGGUGGUGAAGUAUGACACUCUCUGCGGGUUCCUCUUUGUCGGUUGGGCACUGCACUAUUUCCCCUUCUUCCUCAUGGGACGACAGCUCUUCUUGCACCACUAUUUCCCGGCUCUCUACUUCGCGAUCCUCUUAUGCGCUGCUGUCUUCGAUCUGGUAACGUCGAAUUUGCGCCCACGCGUGCGCCUGCAGAUAGCAGCGGUCCUUAUCCUUCUCGCCAUCUGGAGUUUCUCGUACUUCAGUCCAAUUGCGUAUGGCAACCCGUGGACGAAGUCAAAAUGUAAUUCCGCCCGGUGGCUCAAGACCUGGGAUUUCAACUGCAAUGACUUCCUGGAUGACUAUAGCCAGUACUACGGUAAAGCCGCUACUCCACAGAGAUCGAGCACUCCUGUUGUCACCGUCGGGGGUGAAGCUGGUGGCCGCGCUCCCGUAGUCGUGCAGGACAACAAAGUCGGACAGGGCAUCGUCCCUGACUCCCCCGACCCGCAAACCUCAAGCAUUGCUGUAGGCCCGGAACCUGGGCGUGAUAUCUUCGCUGCUCAGCCUGUGAAGGAUAUCAAGAGUGAGCCUCCGGUGGAUCGCCCUGCUGUGGCUGAGAGCAAGGAGAUCAGCUCUGUCAUCACCGAGCCGCAGCCGACCACGGCGGAGAGUCAAGCUGCAGAUACGACGUCAGUAGACACGACGAGUGCUGCAGCUGCUGAUACCUCCUCGACAGCUGAAGUGUCGACAAGCGUUGGGGAUAACGCGCCUCAUAAGCAGGAGGGCCCGUUGGGCGAAGAUGAAUCGGAAGCUGAUCGUGCGCGAAAGGAGCUAUACCCUGAGGAUGCGAAGAGGGUAUGAAAGUUGUGUAGACGUCUGGGGGUGGACCUCUGGUGCCUGGGUGUAAAAGUAGCAGUUCGAUAAUUAUUUAGGGGUUCUUGUAAUCGUGCACCUACAACUAGUAUUCCAGCAUUGCACGCUUGCUCGCAUCAUGGAC
Gloeophyllum trabeum ATCC 11539 is the source of this 2991-nucleotide messenger RNA. RefSeq names its product PMT-domain-containing protein. Gene Ontology annotation, molecular function: dolichyl-phosphate-mannose-protein mannosyltransferase activity. The record is from RefSeq and is a predicted model, not a curated record. Gene Ontology annotation, biological process: protein O-linked glycosylation via mannose. Gene Ontology annotation, cellular component: endoplasmic reticulum; membrane. Bases 93 to 2855 code for a protein of 920 amino acids. NCBI's taxonomy places the organism in Eukaryota, Fungi, Basidiomycota, Agaricomycetes, Gloeophyllales, Gloeophyllaceae. The transcript is spliced from 10 exons.